AAAAGUUCUAUCUUUAAUUAUAAUAUUUUAAUCAGACCUGAACACAAAUACGUACACUUCAACGUCCAGCGACGGGCUUCUGUCUCCCCAAAAUGAGCAUUCGAUAUGGAGCGCAAAGACAACCAAACUCCUCAAGGCGAAAUCGCGCGGAUUCUUGUAGAAUUCCUUGAGGUUGCUAUUACUUCAGUCGUUUUCCUCAAAGGAGUCUACCCAAAUGGGGCUUUUGAGCGGCGGCGAUACAUGAAUUUAGUAGUCCACAAAGCCAGGCACCCUCAGCUAUAUGAAUACAUUCAUGUUGCUGUUAAUGGCCUCCUUGCUUUCCUCACCAAGGAUUUGAUUGAUAGAGUAGCUGUGGUUUUCCUGGAUGAUGGUGGUUUGCCGAUUGAGAGAUUUGUUUUCAAGCUUAAUGUGAAUCAGUCAUAUAGUUCAAAGGUGCAGCAAGCUGACCUGGAGUUCUCUCUUAGGUCAUUCUUGAUUAAGCUGCCGCUUUCUGAGCCUCUAACCAAGAUUCUGCCGCCAACAGAUUGCAGGUGGGAAAUCAUGGCUUAUUUCCGCGCUCUGCCUCAAGCUAGCACCAGCAAAGAUGCAGAGAUGUGGAUCCCAUCAGAUGCGAAACAGUGGCAGCAACCAGCGGUGAUCACCCCGAUUAAGUCCAUGAGCAGUGAACCUCUUCGUGUGCAAGUUUACGCAGAAGACCCCAAUCCAUCUGCGCCAAAGAAUUAGGAUGCAAAUUGAAUUGACUUGAGAAGAUCCAACUCUUACCAGGUUUAAAGUCCAUGAAGCAGAUACAUCUGAUAGGCCAGUUUUUCGACUGCGAGUUUAAGUUCCUCGCAUGCCUUUUUCUAGUGGUAGGUCGAAGAUGUUGUGGCUUGAAGUUCCAGCAUGAAUGAUGUACGGCCUGGCAAAGAUUGCCACAGCAGUUGGUUGAGCGAAUUACAGUCUCUUGUACAUGUGAUGCGACUAACUCAAUUGGUAAGACGUUUUUUCUCCGACUAUUAGGUUGAAGAUUCCGGUCAUUACUGAGGAGAAAUAAGGAACUAUUAUCGAUCCUCCUUAAAAACAAUAAAAAAAAUCAGUUAAUCAGGUGUUUUUUUAUUUAUGUAUAAUGUAUUUAUUUGUUUAUUUAUUAAAGAAUUGAAGAAUUACAUAUUA
Molecule: messenger RNA, 1152 nt
Organism: Salvia miltiorrhiza (redroot sage)
Lineage: Eukaryota; Viridiplantae; Streptophyta; Magnoliopsida; Lamiales; Lamiaceae
Product: DNA polymerase zeta processivity subunit
Exons: 5
Coding region: 106-723 (205 amino acids)
Cellular component (GO): zeta DNA polymerase complex
Source: RefSeq, a predicted model, not a curated record